This is a messenger RNA of Wasmannia auropunctata (little fire ant), 886 nucleotides long. RefSeq names its product E3 ubiquitin-protein ligase mib1-like. The record is from RefSeq and is a predicted model, not a curated record. Gene Ontology annotation, molecular function: protein binding. Lineage: Eukaryota; Metazoa; Arthropoda; Insecta; Hymenoptera; Formicidae. Bases 61 to 789 code for a protein of 242 amino acids. The transcript has 5 exons.
GUCGACGAGGAAGGAAAUACGCCCUUCCAUCUUGCGACACUUUUCAAUCAGCUGGAGAUAAUGGAACUAUUGUUAUCGCGAGGCGCAAACGUCAAUGCUGUCAAUAACAACAAACAUAGUGCUUUGCAUAUAGCCGCGGAGAAAGGUCACCGCGAAGUUUGUCCCCUCCUUCGAAACGCCGGUGCUUCAUUGCAUGUGGUCGACGAGGAUGGAAAUAUGCCCCAUCAUCUUGCGACACUCUUUAAUCAGCGGGAAAUAAUAAUAUAUCUAGUGACAUCGCAAGGCGCAAACGUCAAUGCCGUCAAUAACAACAGACAUAGCGCUUUGCAUAUGGCCGCGAAAAAAGGUCACAGCGGGAUUUGCACUCUCCUUCUGGACGUCUGUGCUUUAUUACAUGUGGUCGACAAGGAAGGAAAUACACCCCUCCAUCUUGCGACACUCUUCAAUCAGCCGGAGAUAACGGAACUACUGUUAUCGCGAGGCGCAGCCGUCAAUGCCGUCAAUAACAUAAGACAUAGUGCUUUGCAUGUGGCCGCAAUAAAAGGUCACCACGAAAUUUGCAUCCUCCUUCUGACCGCAGGUGCUUCAUUAGAUGCGGUUGACGAAGACGGAAAUACGCCCCUCCAUUUAGCCUCAUUCUUCAAUCAUCCGGAGAUAACGGAACUAUUGUUAUCGCAAGGCGCGGCCGUUAAUGCCGUCAAUAACGACAGACUUAGUGCUUUUGCUAUGGCCGCAAUAAAAGAUCACCGCGAAAUUUGCACCCUCCUUUUGGACGCCGGUGCUUCGUAGCGUGUGGUCAACGAGGAAGGACCCUGCUGAAAAUGUUCGAUUAAAACCGAUUAAAACGUAAUCCGUUUUAAUCGAUUUUAAUCGGUUUUAAUCGGUU